GUCGCCGCGGCUCGAGCGCCGUCGCUCUGGCCCCGCCCCCCGAGAGCUGAGCUCUUUUUGGCCGCCGAGUCCGCGCCCUCCUUCUUACCGGCGUAUUUACUACCAUGCCGCUGUACGAAGGCCUGGGGAGCGGCGGCGAGAAAACGGCGGUCGUGAUAGACCUGGGAGAGGCUUUUACCAAGUGUGGAUUUGCAGGAGAAACUGGUCCAAGAUGCAUAAUUCCUAGUGUGAUAAAAAAAGCUGGCAUGCCUAAGCCUAUCAAAGUUGUACAAUAUAAUAUCAAUACAGAAGAAUUAUAUUCCUACCUCAAGGAAUUCAUCCACAUCCUGUAUUUCAGGCAUCUGUUGGUGAAUCCCAGAGACCGCAGAGUUGUGGUUAUUGAGUCGGUAUUGUGUCCUUCCCAUUUCAGAGAGACACUUGCUCGUGUUCUUUUCAAGUAUUUUGAGGUUCCAUCUGUCCUGCUUGCUCCAAGUCAUCUAAUGGCUCUUCUUACACUUGGGAUAAACUCUGCCAUGGUCCUGGAUUGUGGAUAUAGGGAAAGCCUGGUGUUACCUAUAUAUGAAGGAAUCCCAGUACUAAAUUGUUGGGGAGCACUCCCCCUUGGAGGAAGAGCACUUCACAAAGAGUUGGAAACUCAACUGUUGGAACAAUGUACUGUUGACACCAGUGCUGCUAAAGAACAGAGCCUUCCCUCUGUGAUGGGUUCAAUUCCAGAAGGUGUCUUAGAGGAUAUUAAAGUGCGCACUUGCUUUGUUAGUGAUCUGAAGCGUGGACUAAAAAUUCAAGGAGCGAAAUUUAAUAUUGAUGGGAAUACUGAGCGCCCGUCACCACCCCCAAAUGUUGACUACCCAUUAGAUGGAGAGAAGAUUUUACAUGUCCUUGGAUCAAUCAGAGACUCAGUUGUGGAAAUUCUUUUUGAACAAGAUAAUGAAGAGAAAUCAGUUGCCACUUUAAUAUUGGAUUCCCUUAUGCAGUGCCCAAUAGACACCAGGAAGCAACUAGCAGAGAAUUUGGUAGUCAUAGGUGGUACCUCUAUGUUACCAGGAUUUCUCCACAGACUACUUGCAGAGAUAAGGUAUUUGGUAGAAAAACCAAAAUAUAAAAAAAUACUUGGUACCAAGACAUUCCGAAUUCAUACUCCACCUGCAAAGGCUAAUUGUGUAGCCUGGUUGGGAGGUGCUAUUUUUGGAGCACUGCAAGACAUACUUGGGAGCCGUUCAGUCUCAAAGGAAUGUUAUAACCAGGCAGGCCGUAUACCUGAUUGGUGUUCUCUUAAUAACCCACCUUUGGAAAUGAUGUUUGAUGUCGGGAAAGCUCAGCCACCUCUGAUGAAGAGAGCAUUUUCCACUGAGAAAUGAAAGUUUGAUUAGAAUUCAGCUUUGCUUCAUUUCAAAUAUCUAAUCAGUUACAAGCAAACUGUACAAAGUAUGUGCGAUGCUGUUAGAGAUGACUAGUAGAAGUGAAAGCUUUUCUGUAAUUAUUCUUCACAUUAAUAUUUAAUUAUUUUGACUCUGAUUUCUCUUGUGUAGUAGUAAAUUGGUAGUUGAUGCUUAUGAAAUUAGUUGUAUCAAUAAAAUAUAGUAAAGCUGUUUAAUUUUGAAAGUUUUUACAUAGUUCAUUUUUUAAAAAGAAUAAAAACAUUGUCCCAAUUCACAUAA
Messenger RNA from Vicugna pacos (alpaca), 1658 nucleotides. It is a transcript of the gene ACTR10, whose product is annotated as actin related protein 10. The record is from RefSeq and is a predicted model, not a curated record. NCBI's taxonomy places the organism in Eukaryota, Metazoa, Chordata, Mammalia, Artiodactyla, Camelidae.